CAAGCAGCCAAAGUCGUGCAGCCGCAAUGCCGCAGAACGAAUACAUCGAGGAGCAUCAGCGGCGGUAUGGCAAGCGACUCGAUCACGAUGAGCGCAAACGCAAGCGAACAGCGCGUGAAGUGCACAAAGCAUCGGCAGUAGCCCAGACCUUGCACGGUCACAAGGCCAAGCUGCUCCAUCAGAAGCGCUACUCUGAGAAAGUGGCACUGCGAAAGACGAUCAAGAAGCACGAAGAGAAAGACCAGAAGACACAGUCGGAUGCGCCGGUGUCAGAAGGUGCAUUGCCGACGUACCUGCUCGAUCGAUCGAACGAGAAUAAUGCCAAGAAGCUGUCGACCGCGCUCAAGCAGAACAGAAAGGAAAAGGCUGGCAAGUUUGCCGUGCCGCUGCCCAAAGUCAGAGGUAUUGCCGAGGAGGAGAUGUUCAAGGUCGUCAGGACGGGCAAGACAAAGCGGAAAGGCUGGAAGCGCAUGGUCACCAAGGCCACCUUUGUGCCAGAGAGCUUCACGCGUAAACCGCCCAAACUGGAGCGCUUCAUUCGCCCGACCGGUCUUCGUGUCCGGAAGGCCAAUGUCACCCAUCCUGAGCUCAAAGCGACGUUCCAGCUACCUAUCGUCGGGGUCAAGAAGAACCCACAAUCGCCCAUGUACACUCAGCUCGGCGUGCUCACAAAGGGAACCAUCAUCGAGGUCAACGUUUCCGAGCUAGGUCUCGUCACGACGGGCGGUAAGGUCGUCUGGGGCAAAUAUGCUCAGGUGACGAACAACCCCGAUCUGGAUGGAUGUGUCAACUGUGUACUACUGGUCUAG
Mixia osmundae IAM 14324 is the source of this 809-nucleotide messenger RNA. RefSeq lists its product as uncharacterized. Gene Ontology annotation, cellular component: nucleolus; preribosome, large subunit precursor. The transcript is spliced from 5 exons. Gene Ontology annotation, biological process: maturation of LSU-rRNA; maturation of 5.8S rRNA. Lineage: Eukaryota; Fungi; Basidiomycota; Mixiomycetes; Mixiales; Mixiaceae. The coding region runs from base 27 to 809 and encodes 260 amino acids. The record is from RefSeq and is a predicted model, not a curated record.